Mercenaria mercenaria is the source of this 2656-nucleotide messenger RNA. RefSeq lists its product as uncharacterized. Gene Ontology annotation, molecular function: zinc ion binding; ubiquitin protein ligase activity. The coding region runs from base 95 to 1570 and encodes 491 amino acids. Lineage: Eukaryota; Metazoa; Mollusca; Bivalvia; Venerida; Veneridae. The transcript has 3 exons. The record is from RefSeq and is a predicted model, not a curated record. Gene Ontology annotation, biological process: proteasome-mediated ubiquitin-dependent protein catabolic process; protein polyubiquitination.
UAGAAUAGAAGUGUUGUUUUGGAUAUGGGGAUGGAUAGUAAAAAAUUGUAAACAAAUUUCAAUUGAUAGCUUUAAAUGAAAAAGAGUGAGUAAAAUGGCAACAGAUGGGAAUGAAAUCGCGGUAAGAUGCUGUAUACAUGCUGUCAAACUAUUGGACAUGUACUGUAAGGAUCACGAUGAGGUGGGCUGUGCAACCUGCAUGGCUUCAAAUCACAAAUCGUGCAAAAAUGUCCAUUCCAUUCUUGACGAUAUCGACAUAUUAUUUGAAAAAUCCGACAUUAAAGCUAUCAACCAGAAUUUACAACAAAGUAAAGAAACGCUUGAAAACAUUGGACAGAAGAAAGACGCUGUCCUGGAAGGUUUAGAUUUGUCAAAGAAUGAAGCCAACGCAGCAAUAGAAAAUGUCAAAAGUGAAAUUGUCGCUCUUGUUGAAAAUAUUGAAAAGAAGUCAACAGAGGAAGUUGAGAACGUGUACCAAACGGCGAAAACGUGUGUUGUAAAAGAGAGUAAUGAUGUCAAACAUCAGGUUUGUAAUCUCGAGAAAGUUACGAGAGAUAUACAAACAUCAGAUGGAAAUAAGGCACAGCAAUUUGUUUGCAUGAAAAUUGCUAAUAAGAAAAUUAAAGAAGCAAAUGAAGUUGCGAUGCAUCUCAAAGCUGAGACAGAACCGAAAAUUGCAUUUAAAAUAGAUCAAAAUAUGCAUGCGUAUUUUCGAAAUAUGGCAACAUUCGGGAAGGUAAGCGGCUUAAUGCCAAACGCCGAUAUAACUAAACUCUAUACAGUCGAGCAUUACAAAGGUAUGAAUGUUAAAUUACAACAGGAUUAUACAUCUUGUAAUAUAUUUGACUCUUGUUGGAUAGAAGAUGGAUUGCUGCUUCUAGUGGAUGCAAACAACAAAAAGUUGAAACGCGCAAACAUUACAAGUAUGACUGUAGAUGGAUACUGCAGUUUUGACAAAAACCCUUAUGGCGUCUGUUGUACGAGUAAGCAAGAGGCAGUCGUUACAUUCUAUACCAGGACAAACUUCAUCCAGUUUGUCUCCAUUGGUUACCAGCUAACACCCUCAAGAAAAGUCGAGAUGAAUCACAAUUGUUUUGGCAUUGCUUAUCAGGAUGAUAAGCUAUAUAUCACAGAUAAUGCCAAAACAAUAUACAUACAUGACACGGCAGGUAACGAGUUACAAGCAAUAUCACAAGAUAGUUCUGGCAAUAGUAUGUUUGGUAACACAAGACAUAUUGCAUUGAAUGAUUCCAUGCAGGGUAUAUUUGUUGCAGACUGGGACAGUGCAGUUACGAUUCUCGGUGAAAAGUAUCAGCCAGUAGCUUCAUUCAGUGAUUCGGAAUUGUCCAAAGCGUCAGGAGUAUGUGUAGAUGAUAGAGGAAACAUCUUUGUAUGUGGGUAUCGUUCAUAUAACGUAUUACAGAUAGGAUAUGAUGGCAAGAAGAGAGGCGUUGUCGUAGACAAGUCUCAUGGACUUCAAUAUCCGCGGUCUGUCUGCUUUGAUCCAGUCCAGUGCAGAUUGAUUGUUACGCAGGAUAAUGACAUUGUAAAAAUCUGUGAUCUUAGCUAAAUGCGAAAUAUUCAUAUAAAAAUGAGCGGAUUGUUUAUGAAUAUAGAGUAAGAAAUGUUCAUAAACAACUUGACCUUUCUUCUAAUUGAAGAAGCUGUUAUGCUGCGUGUUUUCUGUUAUUCAUUGAAAUAUAGUAAUAUACUAUAUUUGAAAUUUCCACUGUUUCAAACAACAGGUUAUAAAAAGGGUGUUUAGUUUUAACUGGUGCAAAUCUGGACAUAAUUACAGAGAAAUGUAACGGAUGAAAUAACAAUUACUAUGCCUUUUAAAACGUAAUCAAUUACAUAGUGAUUACACAGUUUAUAACUUUCAUGAAUGUACUUGAGUGUCACUGAUUAUAUAACAAUUAAAUACUUUGUGUGCGUGUGAAUAUGAAAAUAUUGUGAUUCAAAGAUAUCGAAGUUGAAACAACAAGAUAUUUGUUAAACUGAUAAUGUUGUAGAAAAUAUAAUUCUUAGAUAAAACCAUGAAUAAACCUAUCUCAAACAUUAAACUGCACUUUUACCAACAGUUCUGAAACAUGACUAUUACACUUAGAUUUGGAAUUUUAAUGAUUUCUCUCAAAUGUGGAAAUGUUGCUGAAGCAAAUAAAUGUGAUGAUAGAAAUUUGCGUUAAUCAAUUGUCUCCAGGAAUAUAAAAAGGAGCUUGAAAAGAACGCACAUAUAGUCACCACACUAUAAUACAUAGUUUGAAAAUACAUGUAAUUAUGAAAUGUUAAACUUUAUAGUUAAUGGAAUAUGAAUUUUGAUAAGGAAUUUGGUUUCAAUUACUAUACUUUUGCAAGACCAUUGGUGGAAUAUGCAGACAUUAUAUUUGAUAAUUGUACUCAGUAUGAAAAGGACUUUGACAACGUCCAAAACAGAACAAUUCUGUAAGGUGGUACAUGAUCCGUCACCAAAUUAUCCCUUUUUUCUCUAGAUUCAUUAACUGUAUGCAGUGGACAUUUAAACCGUUUCGCCUUACCCAGACUUCAUUUUGCAGUUACCAGUGUAUUUCCGAACAUUGAAGGAAUUCGGGAAAGUAACCAGUCUAGUGUCUAAAGCAGAAAGAACUGAAGUUUAUACAGUAGAAAAAUGCAAAACUAU